AAAAAUAGGCAUUUGCUUGGUGGCUUUAGUGACGUGUCAGAAAAGAUAGCGAUAAACAAUGCACCUUCACUUCAACAGCCAAAAAUAGGAUGUGGCUCGUCUUCUUGACGGCCCCACCAUUUUCACCAUCCCACAGAAUUCUCGGUGUCGGCUUUGUUGGUCUUUGAUUAUUGUCCUCAUCUUUGCAAAACAACACGCAUAACAAGAUAUCACCAAGACUUACGCAACAACAAGCAACUGCUAGGUACAUAGAGAAAGAGAAGGAAGGAAGCAGGAGAAAAGCAUGUGUAGCAUUUCCAAUGACUCGGCCGCUUCGCGAGGUGAACUCAACAACCGUGUGUCGGUGCCUCCCCUCGUGCUGGGCAGUAUUGUUGCGCUCAUUGUUGCGUUGCUGUGGAGAUUGAUUCCAUCGACAGCAGCCUUCGCGGCUUCCGUUGCUGUCCUCGGGGCCUCUGUGGUUGGUUUCCUGGCCUGCUUUGCCCUUUUUGUGGACGUCUACGCUGGACCUACACUCCGAAAGGCUACAACCUCCGCCUCCCACAUUGCCAAUAUUGUCAAGAAGGAGGAAUCCCUAGCAGACCUCAUUUCCGACUUGAAUAAAAUCACAAACCCGGAAGGCUUGACACAGCUUUGGAAAAGAGAAAUCCACGACAAUGAAAAGGCUUUCAAACUUCUCUUGACGGGGGUCACUGGCUAUGUUGGUAGAGCCUUUCUCUUUCAGCUACUACGAGAAAUUGCUCAGGCAGAGGAAGAUGGCAAAACAGCAUUGCCCCACAAGGUCUACGUUAUGGCGAGAGGCAAAGCUCGCAAAAAUCUGACAGCAGCCGAACGCCUGGAAAAGAUUCGUGAUGAACCCAUGUUUGCGCCCUACAAAAAGCAAUGGGAUGAUGUUGUCAUGGCAGCUCAAUCUGGAGAUUUGCAAGACGAAAACUGUGGAAUGUCCGAUGACACUGUACAGAUGCUAGCGGAUGCGCAGAUUACUCACGUGGUACACUGUGCCGCAGAUGUCAACUUCAACAGACCUCUUCCCGAGUCGGCGGGGAUCAACAUCUCUCCUGCUCUGCAACUGCAAGCAUUGGCUUCCAAAUGGUCCACCUGCACCCGUUUUGUACAUUGCUCGACUGCAUUCGUCAAUCCAGGGCCAGGAACCGAUGAAAAUCCGAUGCCAGAAGCAUUGUUUUCGCUUGGAAAGUAUGAUCCACAGGACCUGUACGAUUCCAUGAUGGGAGAUCAACAACUGGCCCUCAAAGUCAAGGCCGAAUUCGGAUUCCCCAACAACUACGUUUUGACAAAGUGCGUGGCGGAGCAUUUGGUGACCCGACACAAUGACAAUAAGACCAUGGAACUCCGUAUUUGCCGUCCAGCCGUGGUAGGACCUGCUUGGGUGCUCCCAGAACAAGGAUGGAACGGGGAUAAGCCUUCGACCAUUUCGGGGGUCUUUUUGCUUUGGGGUACCCGUGUCAUCCGUUUUGCUCCGCUCAUCCACAAACCCAUGCCAGUCAUUCCUGUCGAUGUGGUCGCAGCUGGAAUUCUGCAUUCUAUGAUUGAUCCUGCCGCGGAAAAGAAAGAUGACGAGUUUCCGAUUCGGUUCCGCAACUUGAUUUGGUCGCACAAGUCGCAGAAGAAGCCCAUGCAUGGAGUGACAAUGGCGAAGCAAAAUAUCCAAGCAGCAAUGGACCUGGAUCACUUCACUGCCACUGAGGCUGCCGUGUCCUUUCUGCUCUUGGAUAUUGUCGCUGCAUUCCCUGCUGCAUUUGACUUUCUUCACUCCAUCUUCAACUUGGGACCUCUAUACCUGCUUCAGUUUGUGUGCUGGGCGGUCAAGACUGCUGGUAUCAAGUCGGUAUUGGAACAAGUUCCUGUUGUGAAGCUUUUCAAGUUCUCGGACAUGCUUACUCUCUACAAGCCCUACAUGGGAAGAGAUUACAAGUUUACCAGCUCCCUACACAUCCCUGAAUCUUUCGACAUCAACAGAUACAGUGCUAGUCUUUUUGUUGCUACACAGACAUUCUGGAGUAAAAUGUUCCCCGGAACGAUCAAGGAAAUUAACGAGGUGGACAUGUUGCCAAAAGGACGCCUCGACCUUUGGUGGGCCCUGACGCAACCUUGCAGCAGCUUCUACAACCGUCUUGUUGGAUACUUGGCGUGCAAAAUUUUGCGUGCUGCUUGUCUCACGGCAAAUGUCGAUUAUCUUGGUUCGGCCAAUUUCUUUGACAAAAUGGUGGAGCUGGACGAGACCAUGUCCGAACAAAAGCACUGUGUUGUUCUUGCACCCAACCACAAAUCCGCCAUGGACUACAUUCUUAUCAAGUAUGUGGCCUUUUUCAUGUCUUUGGCUGGCAUCGAUGCUCCCGUUGUUCUUGCAAAGAACGAAUUGGAAGAUUCCGAGCUGACACAAAAACUGGCCAAGGCCCAAUGUGACCGUCACCUGACUGUUGCUGCCUUUUUGGAAGGGUCCCCAAGCACUGAUGGAAGCAUUGGCAAGCCAAGUGCCAAGGCACUGGGAAAGAUUGUUCAGAUGGACAGCAAGAGCGACUACACAGUUGUACCCAUGGGAAUUGAGUACAAAGCAACAAGCGACAGUGAAAUUAUCUUGCAGGCAACAAAGAGUAACAGCGACCUGGGACUUGUGGAGAUGCUGUCCUUGUACUGGGAAAUCUGCGUUUUAAACAAAACCAAGCCAUCAAGUCUUGGCGAUAUCCGAGUGUCUUUUGGAACUCCAAUCACUGUAAAGGACGUUUCGGGCGUGGAUGCAACUCUCAAGACGUUGCACUCGGAACAAACUCGUCUGACAACUGCAACAAAUUGAUGAGCAAGGAAUCGUAGAACCCUGGGAAAUGUCAAGUUUACUCUCCUGGACAAAAUUCGCUUCGCUACUAGAUAUAUGUGCACACACGAACAUGUAAAGCCUGUUGACUACAUGUAUGUACACUCGUUCCCUACCUGCUACGAGGCCAGGAUAGAAACGCUACUACAGUCGUACUGUUCAGUUUCUUUGGUGGAUUAACACAACGUCAAAACGAAUGAAAGAAAUCUAAAUGACAUAGCAUAGAGUUUUUCAUGUCC
Seminavis robusta is the source of this 3066-nucleotide messenger RNA. The record is from the annotation of a GenBank genome assembly. Lineage: Eukaryota; Bacillariophyta; Bacillariophyceae; Naviculales; Naviculaceae.